GCAGAGCAAGAUACUACCUAUACAGGAAAAAGUAUGCUACCACUAAAAGCUACAUUAUCUCACAUAUGAGGAUCGGUACCAAGGACUUCACCCAUACUUACCCAGAUGUUCUCGGUCGCCAUCGCCAGCUUUGUCGGAACCGGGCUAUCCAUGGCAGCAAGAAAGGAUCAGUCGCAAAUUUUGUGCCAAACAGUGGUGUUGCAUUAAAAGACUCAAUCUCCAUGGUGUUGUGUUGGAUCACCGCCUCCCCGGAUGAAACUGCGUCGACUUGGGCAUUUGUCUCUCUCCGGAUGCGUGCCUCGUCUGACUCAGCCUCUAGAAGUAUAUCGUGUGAACACUAUCAAAGUACAACACCUCCUGAGGUUUCCUUCGAUACCUGCCGCACUUGACAUCGUAAUUCUACUACCUCUGCACGAGCCUGGUCACGCUCUUCCAUAAGAAUUUCUUGCUCGGCCGCAUGCUCUUCCUUAAGUAGUGUCAUCUCCUGUAGCAACGCUACUUCAGAAGUUUUCUAUAUUUGAAGCCUCUUUGGAGUGACCGUAACUUGACUUUGAGCGUCCUGGAGGAGUGUCUGGAGCUUGUUGACAGGAUCCCCGCACCUACUGCAUUUCGUUCAACUGUCACAAUCUCUUACAUGGCUUUCACCACAUGACUCUCUAUCUCCGUGUCAUAAUGAUUCAUCUGCAGUAAAUACUAUGGUUAGAUAAUUCAUUACAACAUACAUUAUCUAAAAAUAGUAAAAUUAACUGCUUUUGCGAUAUCGCAAAGCAAAAGCGGCAUCCUCGCCUUCAAGAGAAGGAAAUUGACCUCUCAUAUCACACAAGGUAUGGUAGUUCAAAAUUGGUGGGACAUCUAUUUGUCCUCCACCCGAGGUGCCGGGAUCACCUAUAGGACGGGGCUCUGACCUCUGAUAUGUCCUCGCCAUUUAGGGGUAGCUCUGCUCGCCCUCACCGCCUCACGGUUGGGACAACUUGAGCUACCAGCUUCGUAAUUUCUUCUAAAGGUUGGCUCAGGCCUCUUGUAUCUACGUGGAGAGAAACGAUGCACUCGCUUGUUUUGACCACUAAUCAAUGUAGGUAUUGUCGGUCCCACACUUUUUUAUUUGUUUAAUAUAAAAUGUACUUAUCU
Molecule: messenger RNA, 1128 nt
Organism: Linum trigynum
Lineage: Eukaryota; Viridiplantae; Streptophyta; Magnoliopsida; Malpighiales; Linaceae
Source: the annotation of a GenBank genome assembly